Salmo salar (Atlantic salmon) is the source of this 4973-nucleotide messenger RNA. Its product is annotated as alpha-actinin-3. Gene Ontology annotation, molecular function: protein binding; calcium ion binding. The record is from RefSeq and is a predicted model, not a curated record. Lineage: Eukaryota; Metazoa; Chordata; Actinopteri; Salmoniformes; Salmonidae.
UGCUACUUUUGACCAGGAAAGUAGCACCGACCAAGCAGAGUUUCUGGUAGUGGGAGCUGCACCUCUGCCGCAGUCUGUACUCUGUCGCCGCGUCUCUUGUUUCUGCUGACCAGCACACCUGACAGACAGUGAAACCUCAAGCCCAAGGAGGGUUUCAUCUGGUAUCUACAAGGCUUAGAGUGCGCAAAAACCUCGUUUCUGUUCUAUAUAAUCAGAGGGGGUACUAGAAACCCUAGACGGCAUUAUGAUGGCUGUCGAAACCCAAGCGCAAUAUAACACCUCGUAUAUGAUGAGCGAGGAGCAUCAGUAUAUGUCUCCGGAGGAUGAGUGGGACAGGGACCUACUGCUGGACCCCGCCUGGGAGAAACAGCAGAGAAAGACUUUCACAGCCUGGUGUAACUCCCACUUGAGGAAGGCAGGGACACAGAUCGAGAACAUCGAGGACGACUUCAGGAAUGGCCUCAAACUCAUGCUGCUGCUGGAGGUCAUCUCAGGUGAGAGACUGCCCAAACCCGACAAAGGCAAGAUGCGUUUCCACAAGAUUGCAAACGUGAACAAGGCCCUGGAUUUCAUCUGCAGCAAGGGAGUCAAGCUGGUGUCCAUCGGCGCUGAGGAGAUCGUCGACGGUAAUACGAAGAUGACCCUGGGAAUGAUCUGGACCAUCAUCCUGCGUUUCGCCAUUCAGGACAUCUCCGUGGAGGAGACCUCUGCUAAGGAGGGUCUUCUUCUGUGGUGCCAGAGGAAGACUGCCCCCUACAGGAACGUUAACGUGCAGAACUUCCACAUCAGUUGGAAGGAUGGCCUGGCACUGUGUGCCCUCAUCCACAGACACAGACCUGACCUCAUUGACUACUCCAAACUGAGAAAGGAUGACCCCAUCGGUAACCUCAACACUGCCUUCGAGGUGGCUGAGAAGUACCUGGACAUCCCCAAGAUGCUCGACGCUGAAGACAUUGUGAACACCCCCAAGCCUGAUGAGAAGGCCAUCAUGACCUACGUGUCCUGCUUCUACCACGCCUUCGCUGGGGCUGAGCAGGCUGAGACAGCAGCUAACAGGAUCUGUAAAGUGCUGGCUGUGAACCAGGAGAAUGAGAAACUCAUGGAGGAGUAUGAGAAGCUGGCCAGUGAGUUGCUAGAGUGGAUCCGCAAGACCAUCCCGUGGCUGGAGAACCGCAUGGCGGAGCAGCAGAUGAGGGCCAUGCAGCAGAAGCUGGAGGACUUCAGGGACUACCGCCGCAUCCACAAGCCGCCCCGCGUCCAGGAGAAGUGUCAGCUGGAGAUCAACUUCAACACCCUGCAGACCAAGCUGAGGCUGAGCAACCGGCCCGCCUUCAUGCCCUCCGAGGGAAAGAUGGUCUCGGACAUAGCCAAUGCAUGGAAGGGUCUGGAGCAGGUGGAGAAGGGAUAUGAGGAGUGGCUUCUUACUGAGAUCAGACGUCUGGAGAGACUGGACCACCUGGCUGAGAAGUUCAAGCAGAAGUGCUCCCUGCACCAGUCCUGGACCUCAGGUAAAGAAGAGCUGCUGUCCAUGAAGGACUACGAGUCGGCCUCUCUGAUGGAGAUCAGGGCUCUGAUGAGGAAACACGAGGCCUUUGAGUCUGACCUGGCCGCCCACCAGGACAGAGUGGAGCAGAUCGCUGCCAUCGCACAGGAGCUCAAUGAGCUGGACUACCAUGACGCGUCCUCUGUGAACGCCCGCUGCCAGGGCAUCUGUGACCAGUGGGACAACCUGGGUACGCUGACGCAGAAGAGGAGGGACUCCCUGGAGCGCGUGGAGAAACUGUGGGAGACCAUUGACCAGCUGUACCUGGAGUUCGCCAAGAGGGCGGCGCCCUUCAACAACUGGAUGGACGGAGCCAUGGAGGAUCUGCAGGACAUGUUCAUUGUCCACAGCACCGAGGAGAUCCAUUCUCUGAUUACAGCCCAUGACCAGUUCAAGGCCACCCUACCAGAGGCUGAUAAGGAACGCAUGGCCACCAUGGGCAUCCAGAGCGAGAUUGUGAAGAUCGCUCAGACUUAUGGCAUCAAGCUGUCAGGAGUCAACCCCUACACCAACCUCUCCCCCCAGGAUAUCACUAACAAAUGGGAGGCGGUGAAGCACCUUGUUCCUCUCAGGGACCAGAUGCUGCAGGAGGAGGUGGCCAGGCAGCAGGCUAACGAGAGGCUGAGGCGCCAGUUCGCUGCCCAGGCCAACAUCAUCGGACCCUGGAUCCAGACCAAGAUGGAGGAGAUUGGUCAUGUGUCUGUGGACAUCGCCGGUUCUCUAGAGGAACAGAUGAACAAUCUCAAGCAGUAUGAACAAAACAUUAUCAACUACAAGUGUAACAUCGACAAACUGGAGGGAGACCACCAGCUCAGCCAGGAGUCCCUCAUCUUUGACAACAAACACACCAACUACACCAUGGAGCAUAUCCGUGUGGGCUGGGAGCAGCUGCUGACCACCAUCGCCCGCACCAUCAACGAGGUGGAGAACCAGAUUCUGACCCGCGACGCCAAGGGUAUCAGCCAGGAGCAGCUCAACGAAUUCAGAGCCUCCUUCAAUCACUUCGACAGGAAGAGAAACGGCAUGAUGGACCCCGACGACUUCCGUGCCUGUCUCAUCUCCAUGGGUUACGAUCUGGGUGAGGUGGAGUUUGCCCGCAUCAUGACCUUGGUGGAUUCAAACAACACAGGCGUGGUCACCUUCCAGGCCUUCAUCGACUUCAUGACCCGUGAGACGGCCGAGACAGACACCGCUGACCAGGUCAUGGCUUCCUUUAAGAUCCUGGCCUCCGACAAGGCCUACAUCACGGUUGACGAGCUGCGCAGAGAGCUGCCCGCAGAGCAGGCUGAGUACUGCAUCAGCCGCAUGACCAGGUACAUUGGAGCCGACGGCCCAGCCGGAGCCCUCGACUACAUCUCUUUCUCCAGCGCACUCUAUGGAGAGAGCGACUUGUAAACCCCCUCUCCUGUAUGGAGAGAGCGACUUGUAAACCCCCUUUCCCCCUCCUCUUGUCUUCCCUUCAUCUUCCCCCUCUCCUCUAUGGAGAGAGCGACUUGUAAAACUCCUCUCCUCCUAUUCCUCCUCCUCCUCCUCCUGUUCUUUCUUCCCACCAUCCUCUCCCUCCUGUACAGAGAGAGGUUUAGAUACCCCUUCUCCUCUCCUCUUUUCCCCUUCCCCACUCCUCCCUCCAUCCACCCCCGUGCUGUCCACACUGCCCAGAGAGGAAAAGAGAGCGGGAGGCUUUGCUCAGAUCAAAUCUCCGAGACCCAUGUCCUGUUAAGGUCUGGCUGGAUUUCUAAUGUUUAACUCUCAUCCCUCUCUCGUCCAUACUGUCAUCUGUACUGCACCAAGUGCCUGAUGAGCCAGAAUACCUGGUGUCACACGAUGAUCCGUUUCACAUUAACUGCCUUUCAGUACGAUCGACCAGACAGAGUGGAGUCAUGGGGGAAAAAACAAAGGAGGGACAAAAUAAAAAUAGUUUCACACUAGCAGAGUUUCUGAGCAGAGCCCCCAGCCCUAUACCUCACCUCCUCAAAUAAUAUUACAGUUCCUAUUAUUUGGAAGGGUUUAAAAGAAAACAAUGAAAUAUUGUUUGGUUGGUUGUGUAUUGAUGCAGAUGCAUGCUCUGUUUAUAGUAGAAAUGCUGUCCAUGUUGAAUGGUUGAAUCUCCCCCCAACACACAAAUCCUUUAUAGCAGCUCCCCAUCCCCAUACAAACACCCCUCUCUUUCCACAGAAACGUGUAAUGUUGUCCCAAUGCUUUCAUAAUGUUGUAAUUUGGUAUUUCAGAGAGUAUAGGGUGCCAUCAGAAGAGAGCAGUGAAUUGUGGGUAAAAGGUAGUUAACAACUGAUCUCUGAUCAACUUGUUUAGAGGGGUGAAGACACUGACAGGAAUAAUUAUUUUGAUUGGAGGAUAGGGUGAGGAUGCUGACAGGAAGGCUCAUUUUGAUUGGAGGAUACAAAGAUAAAGGAGUAUAAUAACUGUUAUUGCCAGAAAGAAGCGUGUCGGUCACCUCUCUCCUCUGUCUCAUCCCUCUAUCAUCACUCCAUCAUCUGUACCAGGGAUAUGACUACACCAAUAGAAUGAUAUAAUAUGUAAUAUUUUACAUAUACUAUUUCAUAUCCUAUGAAACCAUAUUGAGGUUGUCUGCUUGCUGUGCAUUUUGAGAGGAGCGAGAGACAGGUAGAGGUGUUGAGUAGUGAAAAAGAGCGAGAGAGAGAGCGAGAGAGAGGAAAUCAGGUAAAGUUCUGGAGAUAAAGGAAUAUGGACUCAGGAACCCUGAGUCCAGGUAUGGUGAAACAAAGUUAGGCCCAGGCUUCAUCCAAAAUGGCACCCUAUUCCCCAUAGGCUCUAGUCAAAAGUAGUGCACUACAUAGGUUAUAGGGUGUCAUUUUGGACUCAGACCCAGUGUAGCCUAACUAUCUAUGCAAGGAAGCUUUUAGGUUGUGGUCCAGUUCAAUAAGAGGAUGGCUGCGUUCCAGGCUGACUACACCGCAGACGGCUGCCAGAUCUCACCAACGCCCGGAUACGUGUUAAACAAAGCAGUUAACCACAUCAUACGAUAUAGCAAUCUGAUGCCUGACUGCACAGUUGAUGAGGUGGCACUCAACCAUUUGCAAUGUAAUUGGCCUGGAACAUGACGUGUUUAAAACAGAACCUGAGAAUGUCAGCCGUGAAGUGAGCAAGGGUAUUCUAAUGACAGUGUGCAAUUCUCAAAUCUACACCCAAUUCCCUAUGUCGUGCACUAGUUUUGACCUGAUCCGAAGUAGCCAAGUGCACUACGGAGGGAAUAGGGUGUCAUUUAGGACAAAGCCAGAGCCAGUAACUCCCUUUUGCGUGGAUUCUUUCUCUUCUGUCUUCUCUAUUAUCCCUUCCUCCUGUUUUCCCUCUAUUCUAUCACCCGCUACAAGAGCUUGCUUCCACACAGUCCUUCAAAGUUAAAGUCACACCUUGGAAUAAAUCAAAAAGGAAAACUAUAUUACUAUAUGAA